This is a messenger RNA of Durio zibethinus, 623 nucleotides long. RefSeq lists its product as uncharacterized. The record is from RefSeq and is a predicted model, not a curated record. NCBI's taxonomy places the organism in Eukaryota, Viridiplantae, Streptophyta, Magnoliopsida, Malvales, Malvaceae.
CCAUCUUUCACCCUUCUCUUCAGUCCUCACAGCCGCCGGCGUCGCGUAAACAGCAGCAAAUUUUUAAGAGAUGGAGAAAACAAUGAAGAAUUUCAUGGGUGAAAGAAAAGAAACUGGACCCGAAGUUUCCCAAAAGGAACACCGCAGGUCAAGGAAACCCAAGUUUGAGGUUGGCAAACCAAAGCAAGCUAAUGAUAAGAAGAAAAAGGAUAAGAAAAAGAAGCAGAAACUGAGUACCCACAUCGCCAAACUGGGACUGGAAGUGUUUCCGUUGAUAUUUGCUGAAAUUAGGGAAAGUAAUCGCCAGUUGAGAGAGCUGAACUCUGUGAUCAAAGCUUACAUUCUUGAUAAGCUUGCUGCUUGGGAUGCUGAAGAUAAAGGCUUUUGACCGUUUGAUAAAUCUGAAUGGGAUCUUAUUUAUGAAGCAGCUUCAAUUGAAUAAGAGAAGACAAGACAAACAGCUUUGACAGCUUAGGGUUUCUAUAUUCGUGUGUUUUAUAUAUCUGCCUAUCAAGAACUGAAUUGGUGUGUUUCGGGUUUGAAAGACAAUUUUCUUUGGGGGGUUUUUUUUUUCUUUUAUCUGAAUAACUUAAUCUGUUCCACUUUGUGCUAUGAUCAUUUAA